Alternaria metachromatica is the source of this 462-nucleotide messenger RNA. RefSeq lists its product as uncharacterized. The record is from RefSeq and is a predicted model, not a curated record. NCBI's taxonomy places the organism in Eukaryota, Fungi, Ascomycota, Dothideomycetes, Pleosporales, Pleosporaceae. The transcript has 3 exons. Bases 1 to 462 code for a protein of 153 amino acids.
AUGGCCAUAAAAGCCUACCGGGACAUUGAGGCCGGCGAAGAGAUUACCGUUUCUUACCUCCUCUUGGGUAUCCCAUUUCAAAAACUCGACGAACGCCAAGCCUCCGAUCUUCGCCGCACAAUGAUCACACAGGCCGAGGAAAAGAUUAUGGAGCUAGCGAAGGCCUACAAACUCGAUGAAGCUAUAGCUCUCGCGGAGGAAUCCGUUGAACUGAUCAAAGACGAAGGAGUCUGGUCGAUGUUGACCGAUGAGUAUGCCAUGUUAGCUAUGCUGUGGUUGGAGAAGGGCGAUAGGGGAAAAGCGGAAGCGUAUGGUGGGAAGACGCAUAGGCUGUUGUCUGAUCUCGGGUUUUUAGGUAUUGGAGAAGACAGGGACGCGUGGAAAUUGGAGACCCUCUUAAAGAAUAUCGGAGGUUUGGGAGGGAUGGGUCAGCUUUGGAAGAAGGGCCCUUUGAGAGGGUAA